AUGGACCCCCCCCCUUCUCCGGAGACGGCGCCCGACCCCACGCCCGUCGCGGACGACGACGCCGCCCUCGGCGCGCUGCAGGGGAAGCUGCACCGGUUCGCGGUUCGGAACCACGGGUUCAUCGCCGCGUUCGCGGCGUCCAAGGUGACGAAGCACGGCGACGGCGUGCUCUUCGCGUUCGCGAACGUCGGGAUGGCCGAUCUCCUCGCGGAAGAGGGCGACGACGACUUCCAACGCGCGCGCGACCUGGAGCGGCAGCUCGUGCUCGUCCACGGCGGGAUCACGUCGAGAGCGGCUGCGGGGUGCACGAUGGAGGCGCUGCGCGCGAAGAUGCGCGCGGAGACGAGCGCGCUCGCGGAGCGUCUGACGACGACGACGCGCGACGGCGGCGGAGGCGGCGGCGGCGACCGCGAGUCGUUCCACCUCGUCCUCGCCGCGGGGAUGGAGUACGCGACGGAGGACGUGCUGGAGGCGCUGCGGCCGCCGAAGUGGAACGGCGGCGGAGGCGGCGGAGGAGGAGGGGGCGGGAAGAAGAAGAAGGGGAGAGGGAGGAAAGCCGACGGCGGCGGCGGCGGCGGCGGCGGCGGCGGCGGCGGCGGCGGCGGGUACCCCGGGGUCGGGGGCGUGAGCGUGAUGCGGCUGCAGUACGGCGACUUCCGCGCGGCGCUGACGCACGGGCUGUCGAUGAACUUGCAGGACGCGCUCGACGUCGAGCUCGACCGUGAGGAGUGA
Messenger RNA from Micromonas pusilla CCMP1545, 732 nucleotides. RefSeq lists its product as uncharacterized. The record is from RefSeq and is a predicted model, not a curated record. The transcript has a single exon. The coding region runs from base 1 to 732 and encodes 243 amino acids. Lineage: Eukaryota; Viridiplantae; Chlorophyta; Mamiellophyceae; Mamiellales; Mamiellaceae.